AUGAAAAAUUAUGAAUCUUUUGAAAAAGAAUUUAUUUCUUCAACAACAUUUUCUCCUUCUCGCCAAUUUAACUACAAACAAAAAAUUGCAAUUCACGCAAUAGUUUCUGGUUUACAUGGAAAUAUUCCCUAUAUUUUAUUUGGACCUCCUGGAACUGGAAAAACUGUAACUUUGGUUGAAUCUGUUAGAUUAAUUUGUGAAAAUGAUUCUAUGGCUAGAAUACUUGUUUGUACGCCGUCAAAUACUGCAGCAGAUGCCUUUACUCUUUGUUUAAUGUCCACAAAUGCUUUUACCUCAGGUUCUAUUCUUCGAAUAUUUUCACUUUCAAAAGCUGUAUAUGAACAAAAUGAUGCCUUAUUUGAUAAAAAUCAAAGCGUUUUGUGUAUAAAAGACUCGUCAGAAGGCCCUCAAUUUGGAAUUUUUCCGAAAAAUGAAUUAAUUGCAAAGAAGCGUGUUAUAAUUUGCACUUUGAAUACUUCAACAUAUUUGGUAUUUUUUAUUUAA
Molecule: messenger RNA, 504 nt
Organism: Meloidogyne enterolobii
Lineage: Eukaryota; Metazoa; Nematoda; Chromadorea; Rhabditida; Meloidogynidae
Source: the annotation of a GenBank genome assembly